GAAAGAGAGGGAGUUAUUGUUGUCAUUCUAUAAUCCCAGAGUUUCAUUUUGGGGCGGAGCUUUGUGUCUGAGAGCCAACCACACAGAGCAGAAUCAGGUCAGUCUGCUGGAGAGGACCUGAAAAAAACCAGGCACAGAGCACAGCAGGAGGAUAGUUGACUGACUGAACAAGCAGCAUGUCUAAACCAUCGUCCAACGUCAAAGCCCUGCAGGCAAAUCUAAAUAUUCCGAUGGGAGCGCUGCGUCCAGGUGCGGGACAUCCUGUCAAGAGGAGAGAGGAUACUGUAGACACAGAGGAGGCUCCUCCCCCAGACCCCCUGCAGGAAGCCACGGCCCUGUCGCCAGAGGAGAAGAAACCAUUGCCAGGAUCGAUGAAGCUUCCUGGUCCAGCAGUCAACCUAUCAGAGCUGCAGAAUGUCAAGAGUGAACUACGAUGGGUCACCAAGGACUAACACACACACUGCGGUGUUUCCCAACUUCUCCUCCAGUACUGAAUUAGUUGUGCUUGUCCAGGGAUACCAUAAAAUGUGUACUAUUGGGGAUACUCAAGGAGUACUACAGGUUUCUCAUCAGACCCACACCCACCCUGCAUCUUCUACUGAUGAACUACAACUACCACACCCACCCUGCAUCUUCUUCUGAUGGACUACAACAACCACACCCACCCGGCAUCUUCUACUGAUGAAAUAUAAGAUUGACCCUGCAUCUUCUACUGAUGAAAUAUAAGAUUGCCCUGCAUCUUCUACUGAUGAACUACAAAUACCAGACCCAACGUACAUCAUCAACUGAUAGACGACAACUAUACCAGACUACACCUAACCCUAUCAGCUACGGACAGCUAUACCAGACUACACCUAACCCUAUCAGCUACAGACAACUAUACCAGACUUCACCUAACCCUAUCAGCUACAGACAACUAUACCAGACUACACCUAACCCUAUCAGCUACAGACAACUCCACCAGACGAGUGACCUGCAAUAGGCCAUCUACUUCAACAAACCCAUAACUGGUUUAAUUUCCCAUGCAGUGAAGUUAGGGUUAGGGAUAGACUGGAUUGGAGUGAACUAAAUGUAACAAUAAUACAUCCAGCCCUGGUAGCUAUAGGUCUCUGUGUUACCUCAUAUAGAAAAGACUACAACCAGACUAGUUAUAGGUUUUGUUUGUAAAUUCACUCUGGAGUGCAAGAGUGCAGAAUUAGUCAAUUCAGAGCGUUUCACUCUUGGACUAAUCAGAGCUCACACUGGACACUGGCGGUUAAUCAGAGCGUUCUGUCAAGCACCCAAGAUAACUGGCUGAAGUUGACUAGCUUGCUAGCUACUUCCAGACACAAAUGAGACAACACCUCACUCUGACCAUUCACCAUAGCAGAGCUGGUUAGGAUGUUUUCAUGUUAUCCAGAGCAUUGGUGACUGUAAUUGUGCUGCUGACAACAAUAUAUUUACAUUUCUUUGCCAACGUUUACUGACACCGAUCAUAUUCAAUGGGUGCUCGUAAAUUAAUCAGUUAUUUUGGACUCUGGUACACUCAGACGAUGAGUGCUCUGGAAUAGGAUUAGAUAGUCAGAGUGAAUUUACUAACGCACCAAUAGACAUAACAUUACAGCUCUGUUACAGCUCUGCUACCUUUUACAUCUUUAACUGUCAAUGUGAACAAGACACAAUCUGGAGAAUGUAUCUGAUGGACUGAUGUCAUCAGAAUGUGUAUGGCGGGUUGUGAUGUCAUCAGAAUGUGUAUGGUGGGUUGUGAUGACAUCAGAAUGUAUUCGGUGGACUGUGAUGACAUCAGAAUAUUGUGAUGUUUUAAUUGUUUGAAAUUCCCUUAUAAUCAAAAUGGUUUCUAGGAGAUUAUGGAUUCCUUAGCAACUGUUGCAAUAAAUUAUAUCUUGAUUCUA
Messenger RNA from Oncorhynchus mykiss (rainbow trout), 1892 nucleotides. RefSeq names its product small muscle protein X-linked (gene smpx). Lineage: Eukaryota; Metazoa; Chordata; Actinopteri; Salmoniformes; Salmonidae. The record is from RefSeq and is a predicted model, not a curated record. Gene Ontology annotation, cellular component: M band; costamere; muscle tendon junction.